Molecule: messenger RNA, 936 nt
Organism: Macroventuria anomochaeta
Lineage: Eukaryota; Fungi; Ascomycota; Dothideomycetes; Pleosporales; Didymellaceae
Exons: 2
Coding region: 1-936 (311 amino acids)
Source: RefSeq, a predicted model, not a curated record
AUGCACCAGAAGAAUGAACGCCACGAUGAGUCCGUCAAAGUCCUACGUCUGCCAAGACUGGCUGUAUGGGUUCACGACUAUAAGAGUUUUACUUCAACACGUACGGUGUCAACACUGGUGUUUGCAGCUCUCAACAGGGAUAUCACUGAAGGGUCUAUCAGCACAAACUUGCCCAUUCAAAAGGACAACGACAAGAUCAUCAAAAAGAUUUCUGUAGUAGCCUGCGAUGUCGACCUAGAGUUCAUCGAAGGUAUAUUGACAAUAGGCGAAGUUACCAACGGCGCUCCAUUGGUUGCAAUCAACACUUUAGCCGACAGCGAGAUCACAGCGCCUGAGUCCGGCUCAGGUGAGACGAGAUGGAAUCCGAUAGAACACCCAAAGAACACGUUGAACGAACUCGUCCUUUGCUCACGUGUCAAUGAGAGCAACGACCAGUGGAACAUGACAUACAUCGAGAACUUCAUCGAAGCGUUCAUCAGUGUGUCCAUCCUAGGAGACAGCAACAACUUCAACAACGGGGAUGUCAGAACCUUGGCUUCCUAUUCCUACGUUUUGAAGUUGCAAUCCCCUAGAUGCAAGCUUCUAAUGGUCUCACCAAUGAUAAUCUUGAUCAACGGAGCAAUUCUGCUCAUCAUGAUCCUCCACCUUCACCACAAGCUGCGCAUACCCGUCCUGCGACUCGCAACCCCAAUUGAAAUACUAAAAAGCGCCCAAACCGACCAUCUAAGCUGCCAAGCUGCGAACGACAUGCUCAAACCAACCCAGCCUUCUCAGCUUGAGAAGAUCAAAGUGCGAUUUGACGUCAACAACAGUGGACUAUGGGGUCUGUCAUGUCUUGACGAUGAUACAGGUCUCCUGGGAGAUAGUGAGCUGCUUAAAGGGAGAUCCUUGCCAGGUUCGACUGUUACACUCGAGUACCAAUGCUUCCAGCGUUGA